Coffea eugenioides is the source of this 1287-nucleotide messenger RNA. RefSeq names its product E3 ubiquitin-protein ligase RNF38-like. NCBI's taxonomy places the organism in Eukaryota, Viridiplantae, Streptophyta, Magnoliopsida, Gentianales, Rubiaceae. The transcript has 3 exons. The record is from RefSeq and is a predicted model, not a curated record. Bases 117 to 920 code for a protein of 267 amino acids.
AAAAGGAAAUUUACAAAGAGAACUUAAAAAGAUGUAAUAAGGCAGGAAAGUUACAAACACUGGGAAAUUUCCUCCGUUGUAAGUCAUUUUCCUUUCUGCGUCAGCUGACAGACUCUAUGAACGGAAGUAACCAGAAUUACACGCCACCAGAAUACCUGAGAACUGGGCUGGAUUAUGGUGGAUAUUCGGCUAGACCUAGUAGCAGGAAUGGAUUGUCCUCCUUGUUUCCUCCACCUGCAGGAGGUCCUCUGGAUCGCAGAGGAGGAGAUCCUGAUCCACGGUUGCUGUUUGGGGUAAGCAAUCCCGGUGGAUUUCUUGGCAUAUCCAGUUUUCCAGCCCCACCACAUUUGCAGAAUCAAACUCAAUACUUCAACAGUGACACAACAAGAAACACAAUACCAUGGCCACCUGCAGCUAUUGCUUUGCCAAAUUUUCAGCCGCAACCGAGUGUGCAAGGCCCCCAAGACGGGUCCAAAUUAUCCCAAGAAGAGCAAAAGAGAGUCUUGAACAGGCUGAAGAAAGAAGCAUAUAAUCCCAUGACAAAAUUGUCGAGAAGGAAACCAAAUCUGUACUACCGAGAUAGCCCACUUACUAUAUCCAAAGAACUAGAAAAAGAGAAGCAUGAAGAAGGUAAGAGGUGUCCCAUUUGCUUAGAAGAUUUUGAGCCUAAAGAGAUGGUUACGAUUACUCCUUGCAACCACAUGUUUCAUGAGGAAUGUAUUGUUCCUUGGGUGAAGAACGAAGGUCGAUGCCCUGUUUGUAGGUUCGCAAUCAGUGAAAGAUUCGGAGAAACUGCAGCUGGCUCUAGCAAUGUGACUGCAAAUGACCAUUCUGCGAGCGAUCUGGUUGCAAUCAUAAGAGCCAUGGAAGAAGCUUUUGUACCUGGAAACAUGAGGCGGUUUGUGGAGUUCCAUCCUUAACCAUAUGACCUAACAAGGACAAAUUUCCAGUUUGAGCAGACUGUUAGGGAAGUUGUUUUUCUGGAGCUGCCUUCUGUGAUUCAGAAAGACAAUACAUUGAAGAAAUUACAAUAUUUGUGUACAGAAUAUAGAUAGUCGUUUGGUAACAAAUGUGAAGAACCGAAGCAAAAUAAGACUCAGUGGAUGCAAAUGGGAUAAUUCCUCUACCACAAGAAGUUUGCGAAUGAGGAAUGGAUUCCAUCAAAGAAAAACUCGGGCAGCAAAGAGUGGUAGUUGCACGGUACUUUAUUGUGAUUCGCACUAUGUUACUUUCAUGCACAGAUGUUAAUGUCUGAUCCAAAUAAAGGUCACAAGCUAUUACAUAUUA